This is a messenger RNA of Trichoderma breve, 1509 nucleotides long. Its product is annotated as sugar transporter domain-containing protein. Gene Ontology annotation, cellular component: membrane. The record is from RefSeq and is a predicted model, not a curated record. The transcript is spliced from 8 exons. Gene Ontology annotation, biological process: transmembrane transport; carbohydrate transport. Bases 1 to 1509 code for a protein of 502 amino acids. Gene Ontology annotation, molecular function: carbohydrate:proton symporter activity. NCBI's taxonomy places the organism in Eukaryota, Fungi, Ascomycota, Sordariomycetes, Hypocreales, Hypocreaceae.
AUGCUUAGAAAAGCUGAAUCCGGCACAUGGCUCCCUGCCUAUGUCCCAGUAUCAUCUAAUGUGGUGCUAAUUCUGCUUAUGACUUCUUCAAUGGCAAUCUCUACUACUUAUGGAAUCUACCGAUCAAUGCUCAAUGGCCUUAAUAUCUUACCCGCAUACAUUAAUUAUUUUGAUCUUAAUGAUACGACAAAAGGCUUGCACACUGCCGCAAUUUUUAUUGGUGGCUGUCUGGCAACGCCCUGCUCUGGCUUGCUGUGCGAUCGUUUCGGUCGACGCCCUGCUAUCUUCUGGGGCAGUCUAAUAGCAAUUGCCAGUAUGGCAAUUCAGACGGCAGCUCAAAAUGUUGCUAUGUUUAUUGUGGCCAGAGUGUUAGUCGGGUUUGGAACUGCGAUCGCCAAUAUUGCAAGCGGAACUAUGCUUAACAACUUCUACUACGUCGGUGCUUUAAUCAUUGCGGUCAUUACUCUUAGCACGAGCUCCUGGGAAUCGUCGUGGGCCUGGAGGCUUCCAUCCGUGGCUCAAGGCAUGUUCUCUGUAUUCAGUAUUGGAUUUCUGCCAUUCAUUCCUGAGUCGCCACGUUGGUUGGCUUAUCGUGGCCACCACGAAGCAGCGCAGCUUGCGGUUGCUCUUGUUAGCUCUAAUGGCAACAUUGAAGAUCCGGCAUCAAAUGUUUUAUACGAGCAGAUUGUCAAGGGCAUUGAGCUAGAGCGCUCGCAGAAGCACAAUGUGACAAUCUGGGGCAUUGUCAAGGACCCUGUGGCAAGAAGACGGCUCCUGAUUGGCUCAUCGACGGGAAUAUUUGCUUCAACAGCUGGAAACGUUAUCGCAACAUUCUAUCUUGGCGCCGAACUUAAGACUGCGGGUAUCACGAACAUCAAAUCUCAAUUGAAGGCGAACAUUGUCCUAAAUGCAUGGUGCCUUCCUUGCGCACUUGCAGGGACACAGUUCAUAUCUCGCUGGGGACGAAAGUCGACUGCCAUUAUCACUGAAGCACUUUUGGUUGCCUGUCUUUUGACCAUCGGCCUUCUCACGAAAAAGUACGCCGAAGAUCCGGACCACGCCUCAAAAGCCUUGGUCUAUGGCAACGUGGCCGUAAUGUUCCUCUUUCAAGGCAUCUAUUCCAUUGCAUGGACGCCAUUGUUCAGUCUCUAUCCACCAGAGAUUGCGAAUUUCUUGAUUCGCGCUCACACCGUGGCGGUUACGCAACUUGGACAAAAUCUUUGUGGCACCAUAUUGGUGCUGGUUACACCCAUCGCACUCCAAACUAUUGGCUGGAAGAUGUAUAUUAUCAAUGCGUCGUGGGAUGUUGGAAUGGUGGCGCUGAUUUGGUACUUUUGGGUUGAAAUCAAAGGGAAAUCUUUGGAAGAGAUUGAUACGAUAUUUGAUACUGGCAGUAGACAGUCGCGGUCAAUUGCUGGUGCAGAUGGGAAAAGAGAUAAUGUAGCCAACUCUACCGCUGUUGAGAUGCCGCCUCUGCUUAGUGGAUUGCGACAGGUUUUGCCAACGUGA